Molecule: messenger RNA, 2004 nt
Organism: Drosophila gunungcola (fruit fly)
Lineage: Eukaryota; Metazoa; Arthropoda; Insecta; Diptera; Drosophilidae
Product: angiopoietin-2-like
Exons: 2
Coding region: 39-1856 (605 amino acids)
Source: RefSeq, a predicted model, not a curated record
UAGGAGCCAACGAGGCACUCAGCACAUUAUUCAACAUUAUGAGGUCGGAAUUUUUAAUCAUUUUUCUGUCGACAUUGGUUUUGAAGGAAGUAUCUUCUUCUCAUCCGAAUAAUGAAUGCACCCCGGUCCUCAAGGACAACUAUAAACUAGGAGUCGAAGUAAAAUCCAUGAAUGCAACUAUAAAUAAAUUACUGAUUGAAAAAAGACUUGGUGAUGUUCAAAUUGAAAUAAAAGAUAUUAAUAUAAAUAAACAAAGUGCAACAAUUUUGGAACAAAAUAAAACAAUAGAGAAGCAUAAAGAAAGGCUCAAGGACAUAACAAAUAUAAUUCAAUUUUGGGAUAGUCAAAUCAAACAAAAAGAUAAAGAAAUCGAGGAUCAAAAGGUUCUAUUUCAAAAUAUAAUUGACAAAGUCACAGACUUGCAGAGUCAACUGGACACGGCUAAAGGUGAAAUCGAAAGGAAUGAAGAAUCAUUAGAUUCAAAGAAUAUAGAAAUCUUGGACAAAACGGAAAAUAUUGAAGUGCUACAAAAGGAGAUUGAUGAUUUAAGAAAUUCCAAAAAUGAAGAAAUCGAAAAAAAAAAUGAAAAUAUUCAAGUGCUGCUACAAAUCAAGCAAAACCAAACAGAAUUGCUCCAAGAUAAAGAUUACCAAAUAGGUAAGAUGACAAAAACCAUUGAAGACCUGAAUGAAAACCUUGGUAUUGCUAAUGGUAAAAUAAAAAAUCUCACUGAAAAAGGUGAAACACUAACAAAAAGCCUUGAAAACUUAAAAAAGAAUAAAGAAAUUGUAGAUUCAAAAUAUAAAGAACUGGUGAAUCACUCAGAACGUUCUGAUAAGACAAUCAAAGCUAAGGAUGCCCAAAUCAGUGAACUAAAUAAAAAUCUGGGGGUCAGGGAAGGCAUUAUAACAAAAAAUAUUACAGAUAUGCAAAGCAGCCUAGAUUCGGCGAAUAAUAAUAUCAAGAAGAAGGUCGAUUUAAUAAAUGCACAAAAUAAUGAAAUAAUACAAAUCAAGCGAAACCAAACAGAAUUGCUCCAAGAAAAAGAUUACCAAAUAGGUAAGAUGACAAAAACCAUUGAAGACUUGAAUGAUAACAUUGAUAUAAAAAAUGAAGAGAACAAAAAUCUCACUCAAGAAGUAAAAACUUUAACAGAAGACCUUGUAGACUUGUGGAGUAUGUUGCAAACUGCUAAAUAUGAUCUAGAAUCAAAAGACAAGCAAAUUGCUGACCUCGAAAAACGGGAAAGUUCUGCUUGGGGACAAAUGGUUGCAGUAACCAAUGAACUACGGGAGUGCAACAGGGCAGAAACUUGUCCCAGAUGGGGUCUUUAUGGCACCCACAAACUCAAGUUGCGCGGCAUUGACACAUUUGAAGUCCCCUGCAAUGCAAGUGGAUGGAUGACCAUUCAACGACGAUAUGACGGCUCCGUGAACUUUAAUCGAAACUGGACGGACUAUAAGUAUGGAUUCGGACCUAUAGCGGGUGAAUUUUUCAUCGGGCUGGAGAAACUUCACGUUCUGACUGCUGCCCAACGAUAUGAACUCUCUGUUAAACUUGGCAAUACAACUACUGGACGCAUCGGUUACGCACAUUACGAACAUUUCCAGAUUGGCAGCGAAAAAGAACUCUACGAGCUAAAAUCGCUGGGGAAGUUCUCUGGUUCAGUCGAAGACAGGCUGCGAGACAGUGUGAAACAAAAGUUCAGCACAUAUGACCAGUUUAAUAGCCGCUAUAUUAAAAAUUGUGCUUCCGAUGGAAAUGGUGGUUGGUGGUACGAUGACUGUUGCGAAUGUUCGCUCAAUGGAAAAUACCAUAAGGAUGGUUAUGUUGAAAUUAUGAUCAGGACUGUUUAAAUUUAUAUCUUUAUCAUAAUUCCUAUAUAGGAAAUAUAUGGAAUAAUCUUUCAAAUCUGGACAUAUGGGAAAACGCUUCGGUGUCUUAUCUUAUCGAAUCCUACGUAUAUUUUUCAAUAUUAUUCUGUAUUUAUUUUCUUUUUUUUAA